This is a messenger RNA of Peniophora sp. CBMAI 1063, 3108 nucleotides long. NCBI's taxonomy places the organism in Eukaryota, Fungi, Basidiomycota, Agaricomycetes, Russulales, Peniophoraceae. The record is from the annotation of a GenBank genome assembly.
AUGAGGUGGUUCAAUCUCUGGCUUACCCUCAAUCUCUAUUUCUCUAUUUGUUCUUCCUCGCCCGACAACUCGAACCCGAGCGCUGACGCCGAACCCAUAUCUUGGCAUGCCUUGGUACCCCAACCGCCCGCAAACGCAGCAGCCAGACAGGUGGUCACCUGGACUACGAGGGAGGAAAUAGACAGGACCACCGAAAGUCCAUUCAUAUUGUGGCUCACGAACUUGGAGCAGCUCGCCACGGCGGAUCGUGCCAGCGAAUGGAUGGGGUCGGAUAGCGUCUGGGCACUAGCCUCGCCGUUGCGGGUGCCCUUGCCUGCAGGUACCCCAAAUUGGACCUCUUCCGACGAAGCGUGCAUCGGUACUUGGGUAGUUUGCGCUCGUCGCGAGCCAUUCCCGCCGUGCGAUCCAGGUCCUCCUCCAUUCGCGAAUCGCACGAGUCCGUUCGCCAGAAGGACGACGUACCCGGGCAGUUCAGCAGGGUCGGUCUGGCCUCCACCUGUGUGGUACCGUCGGGCAACGAUGUGGACGGCUUGGUUGGCUACGAGGCCAGAAGAGUCGUCUGCAUUACUUUGGCGCUACGAACAGGAUGAUCGCCUCAUUGAACAAGUACCAGGCGGUUACGUGUUAUCAGCCGUUGCCGAGCUGGGUUUCAAUUCGAUCGCUGAUGACGUUGAAGCUAUGUCGUCGGCGGUGCACCGCACACUGAACAUCGUUCCUCCGCCUCCGUCGGUGCCUCGGUAUCGCGCUUCGUCCGACUUUGUAUUCCCACUCGAGGAUCUGGUUGCGUACAUGGACGACAUGCGAUGGGCCGCACUCAACCAUAUUGCAUACGUGCGUAUGCACCUAGGGCCCGCGUCGCGCAAUGCCAUUCGCGGCUUCGCACCUCCCGGAUGGUCGUAUCCGUCUGCGCCAGGCAUGCCCUUUUGGGUGGCCUACGAGGCCUACCACGUACGUGACGGCACCCACGUUGGUACCCUCAUCGACACGCGGGCUCUCCCGGAGGAUUGGCCUUCGUUAAAUAUGCUGGCCCAGUCUGGUGUCCCGUUCUGGUGGCUGGAAGGUCGUGAGGAGCCGCUGCACGAGCGCGAGAGUGCUCUGCAGUUCCGUAACUUUGAGAACGAGAAUCUGCCCCAGAUGUCGGCUUUACGCGCGGCCGUGGCGGAUAUCCGUCGUCGUCGGGAGGUACGAGUGUCGACGGAGCCAUACGGGGCCGUCACUCGGGCGACGUUGAUGCUGGACCGGGGCGAAACGUUGGCUCUGUUUCUCGAGAGAGUACAGUCGGUGGAUCAAGCGGUACGGGAGAAUGUUACGCAGAUGUCCAUGACGGCCGUCCCGGUAAGCAUGGCUGCUCGCAACCUCUGGAUCAGGCGGUACGAGCACAUCCGUGGCUAUCCUCGCCCGGGAGACAUUACCUUUUUGAACUGGCGACCUUUGCUCUCUCGUGAGGAUGUCCUCAGCGGCCGAGAGGCGCAUCCCAGUUCGUGGGGCCGUCGACUUAGGGUACCGGCAGCGAGAGGAUCAGAUGCCGAGGACUUGUACAGCGACACCAGCGACUAUGAUUCGGAAGCAGCGGACACCCAGCACUUCUCCGACACUCGCACAUGGCCUCCGGCUCCGUUACCGGUCUUCCCAGUGCGCCCUGCUCGCCCGCCAGCGCGCUUACGCUUCGCGCGACAGUUCAACGCUGCCUCAGCAGAACGAGAACACGCGUUCGCGCCGCAGGAGCAGCCCAUGGACCUAGACAUCCCUGACCCAAGGGAAGUGUUGCCUCGCCCGCACGAUCACCCAGUGUCACCUGUCGCGCCAGUUCCGACCCCACCCACCAGACCCUUUCCUCAAUCUACGCCACGCGGGGGUAUCGUGAUCUCUGACGCGAGUGUCGGGAAGGGCAAGGGUAAGCGUCGCGCGGACACGGACGCGGAUACCGUUGAGGGAUUCUCCUUGCGCGAAUUGCAGUCCGCGCAGGCAGCGUCCUGUCGUGACGGCCCGGAUACCGCGCUAUCCGCGGGCGAAUCGUCAAGGGUCACGUUGGAACGUACCGAGCAAGCUAGCGGUAGCAGUCUGCUGGCGGGCACGGAUGAGCAACCCGCUGGUCGGAAACGCCGCCGGAAGGCGCAGCCCAAGAAGGUGCUACCAGCCCGGGAAGGUCUCGAGUCAGGGCCAUGGCCUCCUGAACCGCCGCGUCGUCCGCUCGGUUUCGAUUCGCGAUGGCCCGAGUUGCAGGUCCGAUGGCCCGGCACACUGGUUUCGACGGCUUCCGAGGAUUUAUCGCGGGAAAUGCGUAGCAUCUCUCCGUCGCGCGACACCCACGUCGUUCACGACUUGCCGGCUCCUGUCCAACGCGGACGUUUGCAGCUGCCACCGGCUUCGGCUCUACGGCUUUGGUGGUGGAUGGAACAGCACCCGUACGCUCCGGCCCCUGCGUUCGUGCCGUGGGCAUUAGCGUGUGGAGUACGCUUCCUUUGGGGUGCCCCGGGGUCGGGCUUGCCCAGAUUGCCGGACCCUCUCGGUGGCGGUAUGCCUCAAGCUUCUCUGCCGUGGUAUGAAUGGGUCCACGACGUCGUGGAGGUUCUUCGUCGUCCUAACGCUCGAGCAUUCUUGUGGGACGGGGGCAUCUUGUGGCGCCUAGCGCUUUACUUCAGGAGCGGGCUUCUCGCAGAAGCAGGUUCGGGUCCAUCUGAGUCGGCCUACCAUCUGCCCGCGCCAUGGCCUGGGUCGUUCGUUUCGGACGCCUUGUCAUCUGUUGAAGUUAACCUGGUUAUCGGCCGGAGAGCGGACGGCUUGUCGUGGUGGCCUCACCCUGAUAUUUGGGACGCGGCGCUGAGCAUCGGCGAGUGGUGGUCGGUACACGAAGACUGGUUCACCAUGCGCAUGCAGGCCAUUCUUUCCGGCGAUGCCGUGCCGCUAGCGGAUACCGCUUGGUACGGGGAGGUGCGGAACUGGAUAACGUCCCCCAGUCGCCCUGUCUUCCACGCGGGCAAUCUUCGAAGGGUUUCGCUCUUGACGAUCUUGUUAGACAACGACUGGCAGGAAAAUCUCACGGACGGCUUUGUCCAGCUCACUCUGGAAGACGGUAACGAGUCGGACAUGGAACAGGAUGGGCAGUAG